AUGGCUUCACAGCAAAAAUUGAGAAUUGAACGAGACACGUUUGGUGACAUUGAAGUUCCUGCGGACCGUUACUGGGGCCCAACUGAACGCAUGCCCGAACCUUUGAUAAAAGCAUUCGGUAUAAUAAAGCAAGCUGCUGCUACUGUGAAUAUAACCUAUGGUCUUGACCAAAAAAUAGGUAACACUAUCAUCCAGGCCGCAGAGGAGGUGAGCAAAGGAAAGCUUUUAGAUCAUUUUCCUUUGGUAGUAUGGCAGACAGGUUCUGGAACUCAAACAAACAUGAACGUAAAUGAGGUCAUUGCAAAUAGAGCCAUCGAAAUAUUGGGUGGUCAACUUGGAAGCAAAAAUCCGGUUCAUCCCAAUGAUCACGUGAAUAUGACCAUGCAUGUGUCGGCAGCUAUCGAAAUUAACGAGCGACUUAUUCCUGGAUUGACCAUGUUGCGUGACGUGAUUGCGGAAAAAUCCAAAGAAUUUGAAAAAAUAAUUAAAAUAGGAAGAACUCAUUUGCAAGAUGCUACACCGCUUACUUUAGGCAAUGAAUUCUCUGGAUACGCACAACAAUUGACAUUUGGUAUUGAACGUGUUAAAUCAACUUUACCAAGAUUAUAUUUCUUAGCACAAGGUGGUACGGCCGUUGGAACCGGAUUGAAUACCCGUAAAGGAUUUGAUGUAAAUAUUUCUAAUGAAAUUGCGAAGAUAACAGGAUUACCUUUCCAGACGGCACCUAAUAAGUUCGAGGCGUUAGCAGCUCAUGAUUCUAUAGUGGAAGUCAGUGGAGCUCUCAAUACUGUAGCCGUCUCUUUAAUGAAAAUAGCAAAUGACAUUCGUCUUCUUGGUUCGGGACCUCGUUGUGGCUUCGGUGAACUUUCACUUCCCGAAAAUGAACCUGGAUCUUCAAUUAUGCCCGGUAAGGUUAACCCAACCCAAAAUGAAGCCAUGACAAUGGUUGCUGCACAAGUAAUGGGUAAUCAUACUACCAUAUCUAUAUCUGGUUCAAAUGGACAUUUCGAAUUAAACGUAUUUAAACCUGUUCUGAUUAAAAAUCUACUUCAUUCGAUCCGUAUUUUGGGCGAUGCAAGUGUUUCCUUUACAAAGAAUUGUGUUGUCGGGAUCAAGGCUAACGAAGACAAGAUUAAUACGAUUAUGUACCAAAGUCUUAUGCUUGUUACUGCUUUGAAUCCACAUAUUGGAUACGAUAAUGCAGCUGCUGUAGCGAAGAAAGCACAUAAAGAAAAUUUGACGUUGAAAGAAUCCGCGAUCAAAUUAGGACUUCUCACUUCCGAACAGUUUGAUGAAUAUGUUAAACCAGAACAAAUGCUUGGUCCAAAGUAA
Molecule: messenger RNA, 1332 nt
Organism: Funneliformis geosporum
Lineage: Eukaryota; Fungi; Glomeromycota; Glomeromycetes; Glomerales; Glomeraceae
Source: the annotation of a GenBank genome assembly